UCCUCCUAUAUAGUUUUUAAUCAAUCUACAAUUUGAAAAACCGUCAAAAAAAAUCAUGAUUCCAAAUUACAUCUUUACAAAAUCGUCCAAUGAAUUCGAACACAAUGUUCUAAGAAGGAACUAUAAGGGUCAGGACAGUAUCCCUCCGCGCAGCAGUGGUCGGCUUAUGAAUACGGGGCAAAACAAGUCAAAAUUUAAGAGCGUGGAUCCCGGCCUAAGGCGCCCAGCACAACAGUACAAAAGGGGUACUCGUAACGCUGAUACCGCCACCAAGGAUCCCUUUACGCGUAACGUGGGCUUUCGUCUUGAAGCUGGGAAAAUAGCCGGAAACGUUAAGCCACAGAUCCUAGGAGUUUUUAAGACAGACUCUGCUGCCCAAACAUUACACAUGCAGACCGAUCCCAGUCACAAAGCGCAAUGCGACCUGCAGGAGUCCUUCACCGACUUUUUCAGCAUUAUCCACGACAAUGUUAUAGAGUCGGUAAAGAAUGCCGUGCGAGAAACAGUGGCCAAAUGUUUUGAGCAGUCCAUGACCAAAAUAGAGCUGCUGACCCAGGAGAUACGUAACCAGGAGGCGCUGAUCAACAAAGUCCAUCGUGAUUUAACGAGUAAAAUGGCUGCUCAGAGCGAGACCAACUUGAACCAGUUCAAGUUCCUAACUCAAAUGCUCAUCGACAACCAGACCGUUCACUACAGGGCCCUCAAUCAGGCGAAACAGAACAGGCAGCGUCGUUUGGAGGAACGCGAACUGGAGAGGGAGCAAAAGCUGGAGCGGGAACGGAAGCGUUCCGUAGGCACCAUUAAGGGCGGAAACUGUAGCCCUGAUCUCUCAAAAAGAUGCACAGGUGGCGACAGCAAGAAAGCCCAGUCCCGAGUUCCCCAGCACAAGCUGUCCCAGCAGCAACAGCCGUUAGUCUAUCAGAUGUGCAAGAGAAAUACUCCCCAAAUGAAAAAGGAAUCCAUUUCGAACAGCAUGCCGAAUCUUUCGGGAUAUCCAUCAAAAGCUGCGGCGGGGGUCAUCAAGCGCCCUGGAUCACGUCCUUCCGGCAACAAGGGAUCCGAUCGGGAAGUAUGUAUCCCAGCCAUGACUUAUCCAGCCUGUACAAUGCCUCGGCGAAGGUUCUAUCAAACCGUUCAAUCCAUACUCAAUCAAGUGAAUGACACGAAAAAAUAAUAGUCUUAAAUUAAACGCUAAGGGUUUUCCAUGUCUGUUAGUUCUAUGACAUGGAAACAUUCGAUGUCCUUGCCAUGUCAUAGAACUGACAUUCAUGGAAAACUUGUACAAAUUAUAGAAAAUCUUUGUGUAAAAACAAAAAAUGAAAAUAAUUUUAAUAAAGCAAAAAUGUUUUGUAAUAAGGUA
Messenger RNA from Drosophila kikkawai, 1360 nucleotides. RefSeq lists its product as uncharacterized. The record is from RefSeq and is a predicted model, not a curated record. Lineage: Eukaryota; Metazoa; Arthropoda; Insecta; Diptera; Drosophilidae.